Penicillium argentinense is the source of this 1008-nucleotide messenger RNA. Its product is annotated as inositol monophosphatase family protein. Lineage: Eukaryota; Fungi; Ascomycota; Eurotiomycetes; Eurotiales; Aspergillaceae. Gene Ontology annotation, molecular function: inositol monophosphate 1-phosphatase activity. Gene Ontology annotation, biological process: inositol metabolic process; signal transduction; phosphatidylinositol phosphate biosynthetic process. The record is from RefSeq and is a predicted model, not a curated record. The transcript has 6 exons. Bases 1 to 1008 code for a protein of 335 amino acids.
AUGGCCGUGGGACCCCUUUCGCAAGAUGAGCUCGACGAUAUAUACGCUUUCGCGGUAGACCUCGGCCGCAAAGCUGGAGAUCUGCUGAUGUCGCGGGUCGAACAGCGUAUUUCUGGUGGCGAGGGUAACUCACAAAGCUUCGAAGAGAAGGACAGCUCCGUGGACAUCGUAACUCAGACCGACGAAGACGUCGAAGUAUUUAUUCGAAAUGCUCUUCAGGCUAAAUAUCCAUCCCAUAGGUUCCUGGGCGAAGAGACAUACGCCAAAGGCCAAUCGCGCGACUAUCUGAUUGACGAGCAGCCAACAUGGUGCAUCGACCCACUAGAUGGAACGGUCAAUUACACGCACCUCUUUCCCAUGUUCUGCAUCUCCAUCGGCUUCAUUGUGCAACACCGCCCUGUAAUCGGCGUCAUUUACGCCCCCUUCCAAGACCAGCUCUUCUCAUCCUGCAUCGGACGUGGCGCCUGGCUCAACGAGAAGCGCCAGCUCCCACUCAUCCACAAGCCGUCUAUCCCGCCCAUGCCCGCGAAUGCCCCUUCAGGUUGCGUCUUCUCCUGCGAAUGGGGUAAAGACCGCCGCGAUAUCCCGGACGGAAACAUGAGUCGUAAGAUUGAGAGUUUUAUGAAUAUGGCUGCGGAGCUCGGAAGUAGGGGCGGGAAGGGUGGGAUGGUGCAUGGAAUGCGAAGCUUGGGGAGCGCGACGCUGGACUUGGCGUUUACCGCGAUGGGAUCGUUUGAUAUCUGGUGGGAAGGUGGCUGUUGGGAGUGGGAUGUGGCUGCGGGAAUUGCGAUCCUUCUUGAGGCGGGUGGUCUUGUCACGACUGCGAAUCCGCCCGAGAACCCUGAUAGUGCGCCCAUUCCGGACGUGCGACUGGGAAGCCGGCUGUAUCUAGCCAUCCGACCUGCUGGACCGUCGCUCACCGAGUCUGGCCGCGAAUCGCAGGAACGCACUGUUCGAGAAGUCUGGCGGCGCGUUCGUCACUUGGAGUAUAAUCGGCCCGGUGCAUAG